Molecule: messenger RNA, 5543 nt
Organism: Varanus komodoensis (Komodo dragon)
Lineage: Eukaryota; Metazoa; Chordata; Lepidosauria; Squamata; Varanidae
Exons: 14
Coding region: 3720-5285 (521 amino acids)
Cellular component (GO): precatalytic spliceosome
Molecular function (GO): single-stranded RNA binding; zinc ion binding; double-stranded RNA binding
Source: RefSeq, a predicted model, not a curated record
UACUUUAAAAUAAGUUUGCUCUUCUUAUUCCUACAGUAAAUUGUUUACAAUUUGUAUGAUAAAUAGUGUUGAAUUUUUAGGAAAAUGAAAUAUACUGUGGUGAAAUCAUUAAGACAAAAUACAGAAUCCAGUUUCUGAACUUGGUAUGGACAGUCUAAUUUCCAUCCUCCUAUUGAAACACUUUCAUUGAAAAAAAUCCGACUACUUUGAAGAAAAUAGCUUGAAUUGUAGCAUCUGCUUUAAAACACAUUUGGCUAUAUAAUGUUGUGCUUUCUGUGAAAAUAUGCAGUGAAUAUGCAGUGAAAAUAGUUCACUGUAAAUAUGCAGUGAAAAUAGUUAAAUCCCCAGUCAGCCUGAAAAUUAGUAUGCACUUUGUUAACUUAAGCAACAUUGUGCUGUUGAUCACAAAUUUGCAGUAUUUUAUUCAAUAUCAGCCAUCUCUGUUUCUCAGAUAUGUUUCAUGAUCAAAGAAGGUUAACUUCUACUUUCAUUUAUUGAUAGAAAGUCAUUCUAGAAUAGGUAACUUUCAGCUUGCUGAUUGUCCUAUAAAACCAUGAAUAGUAUAUUGAUGGGUCACCUCCCAUUGUAGUCUUGAGAUUAAUAAAGCCAUCUCUGUACUUGAUUUGAUAGCAAGAUCCCAUCCUUGAAUGUUGCUUCUUGAAUCCCAUCUCAAGAUUAUUUAUUUAUUUAUUCAAAUUAAUCAUCCCAAAAUGUUUUGGAUUAAACUACACAAAUUGUUAUAUAAGUGGCCUACAGCUGACUCUCCCUUUAUUUUACUGUAAAGUACAUGUGUAGAUAAAGAGGGUUUAAACUUUCCUCCACCAUGUUUUCUGAAAUUCCCUUCCCCUUGCUGCCUCAUGUGGCCCCAAAGGCUGAGGUACUGCAUCCUUGUCCUAAGUGCUUGAGCACUUUUCUAAUGUGUUAUAAGACUUUAUUAUUAGGUCUCCUUGUUUUAAAGGCUUAAGCUUUGGAUUAUUGAAGUUUUAAUAUCUAGCUAAGUGGCUGAAAAUAAGCAAGAUUUUAAACAAAUAUUUUAUAUGUCUUUGCAUUCUUGUUUUCUGCCCCACGAUUUUGGAAUAUAGUGAAUUAUAUUUGUAGAAAAGAAAAAUGGUCAAGGAUAAAAUAAUAAAAAUAGUUGAUAAUUAGUGAGUUUUUGUAGAAGGAAGAUUUUUGAAGAGAAUUAAGACCAGUAUUGGUUGUUAUGAAUGGUGGACAUAGACUCACACAAUUAUACUUAAGAGUUCUGUUUUUGUUGCUAAUAAUUAAUAUAUGAGUAGUUGUGAGAAGUAGUUUAAAGAAAGCCAGUGAGGAAGGGGGCUGCAAUUGAGUAUUCAAUCUUUUCACUGAAAAUGCUUAGAGGCUAUUAAAACCCAUAGAAAUUCCAAAAACAAAACAACAGUGUUGCAGAACUGUGAACAUUCAGAUAUCAGCAUGUUCAAUAUGAUUUUCUCUUUUGGUGAAUUUGAAGGCUGUCCAUGUUCUUGAACAUAAUUUUUCCAGCAUAACAUUCCAAUUUGGAAUUAGAACUGUGAAGUUCUGACUGCUGUGAAGAAAUUUCAGAUGGACAAAGGAUUGUUUCUUUUGAGUGAGAACUAACAAAUACUUUCAUUUAAGUUUGGAAUGCUAACCAAGGCAAUGUGAAUGUCCUAUCUAGUCUUCAGUCCUGGAAGGACUUUGAAACUCUUCUGCAUUUCUUUUGACACCAGCAAUUAAAUAUAUGAAGUUCAUCUGUUUCUAUUUUCUUACUACUUUCUUCAGUCUCCAACCUGCCUUUAAAAAAAGCAGUGCAGUUUUGUUAAAGCUACAGAAGACUAAUGAUUUCUUUCCACCUGAUAAGAAACAUCUGCCUUUGUAGCAUUUCUAAUUGGAGGUUAAGAUGCCAUACUGCUAUUUGGCAGUGCUAUUGGAUUUCUCCCCUUCUCUUCAAUUUCUUGUCACUUUUUGUUCUGAAACUUAUAAAUCUAGACUUGAUCAUAUAGUAAUGUGUGGAUAGGUAGGUAGCACUGCCUUUGGGCAGCUGUUGGACCAAGGUGCUCUUCCCUUCUCUCUACGAACACCUCAGAAGCCUAUGAACACCUGAAGUCAAUAAAGCAAUUCUAAAGCACACACUUUACAGCUGAAUGCUUCUCUUGCUAGAAAUGCUUACAUUGGACAUAAUUGCCAGAUGCUGUAUGCAAGCUGUGCAAAUAUCUGAUACAUCUGUCAGUUAAAUGUUACAUGGUGACUUUAUUUCUGUUUAUUAUUGUUCUGUCCUUGCUUAACCCUUACAUAACUGUUGCACAAAUGAAAAUACUUUUGAACUUUAUGGCUGGCAUAUCAGCUAAAUCUUCUUGGAGAUUCCUUGAGCUGACUUCUUUGUAUAAUCCAUUUUCUGUUCCAUUAAUGGCCAAUUGCUAUGACAAAGUAAGGCUUCUGUGGUAGAUUGUAUUCCUCCUUCAUUAUAUCACAAGGCUGCUUCUUCUGAAUGAAGUGAAGAACAUUUACCUUUUUAACUUAGGUUUCCUUGCAAUUGUAAUUUAUACUAUCUUGUUAAAAUCAAAGUAACUGGAAGAUAAUUUUGACAAAGGAUUAUGAGCACUGAACUCCUUCCUUGCAAUUUUCAUUCCAUGUGAUUGUUUUCUCAUCAGUUACUUUUAUCAACAUCAAAGGUGAAGAUUUCCAGUGAAGUACUCAGGAUUUUUAAUUAUUUCAGGAGCUGGUCCAAGACUGCAGAAAUUUCAGGAGAAUGACGCUUCAAAAAAUAUGUCAAAACCAGCAUAAUAACUGUGACCUGUGGGAGACAGGCAGAUCUUUACCUUCUGUCUGUGAUAGCCAGAGAGUUGGGAUAUAAUAACAGGGUUCCAGGAACAACAUUCUUCUAAGAAGUUGAUUAAUAUAAGACUUUGUCUUAUGUUACUGCAGCCACAUGGCACAAUCAUUGCCAUGAAAUAUCAAAACAUCAGUAUAAAUACAUUUUAACCAUUGGUAUGGAUUUAUUGCUGAAGGCUGGACAUGAAGGAAUGUGAUGGAGAAAAGAAUGAUUUGUAACAAUGGAAAUGUUGGCCUGCUGUUGUACACCUUGAAUUAAAGGGAUCAUCAGACCAACAAGACCUCCACAAGUAUGCAAUAAGUGGAAAGAUUUCAGCAUAAAUUAAUAUAUGAUGUUUACUUUUCCUGGUCAUUUUCAAAUGGUGAAGAUUGCAGAAGCUUUUAAGGGAUGCUUUUGGUAACAUAACUUCCACGUAAGUACAAUUAUGAACAUGAGAAGAUAGAUAGUACUUGGCACUGAGAUAGCUGAGAAACUUGGUUGCAUAUGAAUUCUCAAAGGAUAUUGCCUUUAUUGGGGUAUUUGAAUGUUUGGAAUGGCAUCUUCCUUGUUUUAUUGUUCUCAUACUCCCAGCAUUAUUUACUGUGUUUGAUAUUUUAGAGCCAUCAUUUAAAACGAGGAAGAAAACAACCUGAUUUAACUUCAAAUUUUCUCACAGCUUUAAUCAUCAGCAAAACCUGCAUAAACCAUAAAUAAACGGUUGUAGUAUUGUCCUCUUAGAGCAGUGGGUUUUAGUGUGAGGCAGACUUCUUGCUUUGAAUUAGUAGUGAAAGUGUAAACUUCACUUGGAUCCUUUUCAGUGGUAUCAGGAUUGAGUCAACUGCCAUCUUCAGAUCAUUACAGUAAAGACUGUGCUGCUGUGUUCAUUUUUCAAGAUGCUCAAUCAGCCAGUGAUGGCUUUCUGAGAGAGAGAAUGCUGAAAACAAAAUGUCCUGCAGAGACGUAUGAAGAACCAAUGUCGGUAAAAAGACCACUGUCAAAAAAUAUAAGAUGUCUAAAAGAUUUUAUGAAAGAUCCAGAUAGAGAAGAACCUCUCAUAGGUUUGGAAUAUGUGACAGAGGUUCGAUUUAAAGGGAGAAAAGAACCAUUCUAUGAAUGCCACUUGUGCCAGUUUAAUACAGAAAUGGCACCAAUGAUAGAACAUCUCACUGGUCAAAGGCACAGAAAAACGUAUCUUUUAAAACAUCAUCCAGACAAGGCGAAAAGGGGUGCAAAUAAGGAUAAAGAAGACAAAGUUCGAUUUCUUAGACGGAGAGCAAGAGAAAUAGAGAAGACAGAAGGUUUAAAAAUGUAUAAGCGUGAAGGUUUUGAAAGACCACACAAACCUUCCACAGCAGCAAAGAAGAAAGCAAGGUUUUCCAGUAGUUACAAGCCUGAGAAUGAUCCAGUUCUGAGACAGAAAGCUCUGGAGUAUAUGGAGAAUUUCGAGAUAACAUCAGACAAAGAAGCAACUCAAGUGAUAAGCAUUGCACAGUCCUUGUCAGAAGCUUUGAAGGCCUUUUGUGAAAAGAAAGCAGCACUCAAGCAUAUAAGAAGUCUUCCAUCAUUGCUGCCACCAGGAAUAAAAAUUGUAAAACCACAUAAACCAUUGGCAAGUUGCAAGGAUAAUCCAGCAGACAAUUGCCAAGAAGGACAUCAGUCUAAUGGACUUGCACAGUUAAAGUCCUUUCUACAGCAUGAACCAAGCACGUCACACACCCCUGUGGAUUCAUAUAUUUGCCAAAUGAAAGGAAAAUCCUCUUCACAUGGCAUUUCUUCUAAAGAUCUUGCAACAGUGUCUGCCCUGGAGAGUUCAUUUGCCCUUCAGCAAGGAGGCUUUAGUCAUGGACUCAAUGAGUGGAUGAAACAAUUCAACCAGUCUGCUUCUGAUUACUUACAAUCAACUCCAGCCAAAGAAGAAUCUCCCUAUUUUGCAUCAUCACAAAGCAAAUAUACAGCACAACACUGCCAGGAAGAUAGCAGUCAAUUACCUGAGAAUAAAAUGACAGACAGGAGAGCAAGAAACUGGGAUAGUAGGAGAGCAUCACUAGACUCAAAAGCAUAUUCUGUCACCUCUAAUUCAUACUCUUCUUCAAGAAGUUAUCAAACAGAUAGCCCUUUACAGAAAACACCCCCAUGGUAUCACAACAGGUCUGGGAAAGGUAAUUGUGUGUUUACAUCGUCCUUGUCUUCAGACAGCAGUGGACCUGCUUGGCCACAGCAAUCUGUCUACCAACAGUCAAGCCUUGAAGACAAUAUGGAGCCAUGCCCAUCCAUUUCUGGUGAUAGUUCAUACAGUGAUUACCAGCUACAGAAAGCACAGCUAAAUAACAUAUUGAGUGGAAGUAGUAAAGGCUUUUCUGAUGACAUUCUGAGUCAGCUUCGAGGAAAGGAUGCAGCUACAUUGACAAGAAUGCUUCAGCGGCUACUUCCUUUUUAUCCAGAUCUUCAAAAAAUUAAUAUUCGUGCAUUAGCUCAAGCUUUGAGUGAAAUAAAUUAAGAAUGACUUGGAAGCCAACAGCUUUACCAUACCAGGAAGCUACUCAGUAAAAGUACAUCUUGCUUCUAAAGACUACCUACCCAAACAUAGUUUGUACAGCAUUUGAAAAGUAUUGUAGAGGUAAAUAUACUACAAUGUUUAGAAUUUCUGAAAUGUAUCAGAAGCAUUGUGAACAUUAAUUUUUGUUGUAUGAUAAUAUUAUAUCACAUUCCUUGAGGCUUCAACACUUGUUAUUUCUAUUAAACACAGUUCACUUAA